Messenger RNA from Sinocyclocheilus anshuiensis, 5345 nucleotides. RefSeq lists its product as uncharacterized. Gene Ontology annotation, molecular function: RNA binding; zinc ion binding. NCBI's taxonomy places the organism in Eukaryota, Metazoa, Chordata, Actinopteri, Cypriniformes, Cyprinidae. The record is from RefSeq and is a predicted model, not a curated record. The coding region runs from base 342 to 4835 and encodes 1497 amino acids. The transcript has 24 exons.
AGUUCAUGGACAUUUGUCAUCUACAAGUUACAUUAAUUACUAGUUGUCAUAUUACUGGUCUGAUACAGCUGAAGUUUUAUAAAGCAAAUCCAGAGACAUCCACAAAGUAUGAAUGAUUUGAUUUUUCAUCUCAAGGUAAGACUGAUACAGGUGACACACCUCACCGGAUUCACCGGCAGAUCUUCCACCUGGAGCCCAUCUCUUCAGUAAUGUAGUAUCAAUAUAAGGAGAACAAAGUCUCCUUACUUAACAUCUUUUUUAACAGGUGAACAGCAACUGCCCCUACAAGAGCUGCUUUUUUUGAGGUCCUAUAAUCAUUUGACCUCUUGGAACUUUGGAACAUGUCUUACAAUCAUCCAUACCGAAACCCAGCUGAUUACAGCGCAAGCGAUGACAAGUACAAAGACUCGCAACGAAUUUAUCACCGGGAGUCUACCGCUUACAGGUCGCGAAUUAGGGGCGCAUCUCCAGAGCAGACGUCUCCAUUCUCAUCAGAACCUGUCCUCUCUUCUGUUAAGGCUUUGUCUUUUCUGCAUAGCUGUGGACUGGAUGCUGAAGACCUUCAAACUCUGGCCAAGCUUCCCGAGCAUCUCAUCGCAGCCAAUACUCUUCCUGACCUUCUUGCACAGAUCAAAAAGAAGAAAGCGUCCAGCACUUCUUCAUCUAGGUCCAGUGCGCUCCAAGCCAGUUCGUCAUCUCGCUCCUGGGACGACAGGAGCCACACUCAGCUGGUUGAGUAUCCAUUGGAUUUGCCUGUCCGUCAGUCAUAUUCCAUUCCUCGAGAGCAGCUUCCAACCUGGGAUGACCGCUGGGAAAACAUCCAACAAACAAGCUCUCCAUCAUGCACGUACACCAGUUCUGAGUCGAACUAUGUGGUGGAGUACAACCAUCUGAAAGACAAAGAGUCUUAUUUUGAUAAAGCGUCUUGUGCCACAGAACCAUCAAGGCAGAAAACGUCCGUUGUCCCGCAGUCUUACUCUAGCCACAGCAGAGACGUUAGUCAAUCCUCACAUUUGUCCAGCAGAGACGGCAGUCAUUCCUCACAUCUGUCCAGUAGAGAUGCUAGUCAAUCCUCCCACCGCUCUAGCAGAGAUGUCAGUCAGUCCUCUUAUCUGUCCAGUAAAGACGUCAGUCAGUCCUCACAUCUGUCCGGUAGAGACAUUGGCCAGUCCUCACAUCUGUCCGGUAGAGACAUUGGCCAGUCCUCACAUCUGUCGAGCAGAGAUGUUGGUCUACCGUCACUCCUGUCCAGCAGAGACGCCACUCCAUCCUCGCUCCUGUCCAACAGAGACGCCACUCCACUCUCGCUCCUGUCCAGCAGAGGCAUCGCUCCACCUUCUCUCCUGUCCAGCAGAGACGUCGGUCUGCCCUCGCUCCUGUCCAUCAGAGACCUUGCUCCACCCUCGCACCUGUCCAGCAGAGACGUUGGUCAAUCGUCACACCACCGGAGGACAGAGUCGGCUCAUAGAGUGCCUACCAGGAAGGAGGCGUCAGAUUUCCACGGGAAAACUCCACCAGUAUUUCCCUACGCAUGCGUGCUCUGCGAUAUCACUGUCCUCUCUCACAAGGACUGGUCUGUGCAUAUAAAAGGAGCCCAACAUGCGCAUAGUCAACUUAGUCUUGUGGAAAAAUAUCCAGCGUGGGAUCAGACAAUCCAGUCUGCUCGAAGAAAUGAGCCCCAUUCUGAUCGACUCGCGUCUAGAACAACACAGGAACGAGGUGGAACCUCAAGCAGUAGAAAAGGAUCGUUAGGCAGCAGAAAUGGAGCGUCGAGCAGUAGACGUGCAUCAUCAAGCAGUCAAAACCGCAAUAAUACUGAAUCGAAGUGCAAAGUGGUGUGUGUCAAGUUUGAAGUGGAUGAAUUCGACGAAGCUUACCUGAAAAAAUUGCUUGGCCAGUUUGGGGCUAUUGUCAAAAUUAUUAUGUUACAUAGAAUGGCUUUUGUGAAUAUGGGAACAGCAGGCCAGGCAGAGGAUAUAGUAAAAUAUUUCUACCAAAACCCUUUGAGGAUCAAAGGAGAACUGAUCAAAUUUACUCUGUCUGCAGCAGUCAGUUUCCUACAGACAUCUUGUGUAGUGAGCUUUUCACCGCUACCUUCUGGAGAUGGCAUACGCUCGGAGUUGACGGCCAUUGCUAAGCGUUUCGGAUCAGUAAAAAAUUCACUGUUUCUCCCAAGCCGGGGUUUUGUGGAGAUGGGCAGCAUGGAAGAGGCCAACAAAUUGGUGGAGCAUUAUUCAACCAAUGCACUCAAAAUAAAAGGAAAAACCAUUAACGUUUGCUCCUCAACUGAGUACCAGACACUUGGUAUGAAGGAUGCUGACAAAGAAAAAUCACCAGUACCUUAUAGCAGCAGGAGAAGGAGGAGGAGUUGCAGCCCAAGAAGGAGAUCCCACAGAGAUUCUCCCAGCCCCAAACGAAGAGCUUCUGAGGAGAGGUCCAGGUCUCGCAGGAGUCAAGACUCUAAGAAACAAGAAGAAAGUGGACGCUCACGGGAGAGAACCAAAGAGAGCUCAAAACGGGACAGCUCAUCCAAAUCCCGUUCUAAAAGAAGCACUCCUUCUAAAGACCAGAAACAAAAAACUAAAACAGAAGAGAGUGUGGAGGAGACUGUUGAAGAUGACAAUGAUCAGUCUGACGUCAUGGCUGAUGAUAGUGAUCUUGAAGGAGUGGCAGUUAUAGCAGAUGAUGGUGAGGCACUGAAUUCAGAAGAUGAGCUCACAGUAGAUGAAGAGACGGAUGAUGAGGUGCAUGAUACCUCAGAUGAACAGGAACAGGAUGCAGCUGAAGAUGUCCAAGCUGUGAACGAGUCAGAUGAUCAGACUAAACCUUCAGACAUGGACACAUUGAGCAUACAGCCAGAGACGUCAGAGCAUGUACCAACUGCUACAACUUCAGAUAGAUCAAGUGAUUGUAAGGAAGCCAAAGAGCUUCAACAAGGAAAACAAAAAGAGCUUCAAGAAAAGCAAAAAGAGCUUCAACAAGGAGAGCAAAAAGAGCUUCAAGAAAAGCCAAAAGAGCUUCAAGGAGGGCAAAAAGAGCUUGAGAAUAAGCAAAAAGUACUUCAAGAAGACCAACAAGAGCUUCAAGAAGUUGAGAAAAAAGAGAUUCUGCAAAAAGAGCUUAAACAAGAGCAUAAAGAGCUUCAACACGGAGAACAAAACAAGCUUCAAGAAAAGCAAAAAGAGCUUAAACAAGAAGAGCAUAAAGAGCUUCAACACGGAGAACAAAACAAGCUUCAAGAAAAGCAAAAAGAGCUUAAACAAGAAGAGCAUAAAGAGCUUCAACACGGAGAACAAAACAAGCUUCAAGAAAAGCAAAAAGAGCUUAAACAAGAAGAGCAUAAAGAGCUUCAACACGGAGAACAAAACAAGCUUCAAGAAAAGCAAAAAGAGCUUAAAGAAGAGCCAAAAGAGCUUCAACAAGGAGAGCAAAAAGAGCUUGAGAAUAAGCAAAAAGUAUUUCAAGAAGACCAAAAAGAGCUUCAAGAAGUUGAGAAAAAAGAGCUUCAGCAAAAAGAGCUUAAAGAAGAGCAAAAAGAGCUUCAACACGGAGAACAAUACGAGCUUCAACAAGAGGAGCAAAAAGGCGGUAUGGUGGAGAUGGAGGAGGAGGCAGCAGAUUUCUCAGAAAAUCUAGAUAAGGAGAGAGUGUUGACAGAACAAGGGGAUGAUAAGGAGAUCUGGACUUCAAGCACUGAGGAAAAGUUUGGCAAAGUUCUUGAGGUGGUAGGUUUUCCAGUGGCUAAAAAAUACAGUGAAGCAGAUUUGCUGAAAAUCGGGAAAAAAUACGGAGAUGUGGCAGGCUGCUGUCUGGUUCGCAGCAAUCGAAAGGUGGAGAAGGCAUUAAUUGAGAUGGUGAAUGCUGCCGAUGCUGCAAAACUUGAAGCCGAGUGUAAAAGGCAACAUAUUAAACUAGGUGGCAGAAACUUAAGGAUAACAGUGUCAAAGAAAUACAGCCAAUUGAACGAGGGGCAAAGGAUUGACUCUGAGAAAGCGAAAGUUAAGGAAGAUAUUGAAGAGAUCAAUAAGGAGCCCUCAAGCACACUGGCUUCUAGUGAGGAGAGUACAGUAGUGAUGGCUGAGACCGAGAUCUCUGAAGAAGAUGCUGAGGCUCAGGAAGGAAAGGAAACCAACAUGGACACAAUCAUGCAAGCAUCUAGUGAUGAGGAGGAAGCGUAUGGCAGAGUUCUCCAGAUCAGAAACCUUCCAAUGCCUGAUGAGUACACUGAUGCAGAUUUCCUGAGCAUCGCAGAGCCAUAUGGAAAAGUAGUACGCCAUUGGAUGUUUCGCCUCCAUCAAACGGGACUGAUUGAAAUGAAAAAGGCCUCUGAUGCUGAAAAGGUUGUAGCUGCGGCCAACAUGAAUAAAAUUACAGUUGCUGGAAAAAAUCCCAAGAUUUCAGUGUCUACCAAACAUGCUCAUUUAAAUAAAAGUGAUGGUUCUCUACAAGCAUCUACUGAGUUCGAGGAGGAAAAUGAUGAAUCCAAGACACAAAUCUCUGCUAUUUCUGAGCAGCUGUUUAUCCAAACAUCAGCGAAUGUCAAGGAGUCCUCGAAUGAUAAUCAAGAUGUCAACUCAAAGGCAGAUGAGAAGCAAGAUUCUGCAGCUGAUGAAGGAAGCGGAACGAAGGCGGAAAAUUCAGACGUCGUGUCAGAGAUGCAAACACCUGUGAUGGAUCCAGUGGGGACAGAGUUUGUUCGGCCUGUGGUGGGUUACUUCUGCAGCUUGUGUAAUGCCAUCUAUGCCAGUGAGGAAGAGGCCAAAGACGAACACUGCAGGACCCCAAUGCAUCAUCAAAAGCUGAAGGAGCACAAGGAGCGAAACAGUUCGACAUAAACCAUGACACGGAACAGAAAUCAUUCAUAGACAUUCAUGACCAUAGCAUAACUGUAGCUAAUUCACAUCAUAAUAUGUGUUAAAUGAUUAAGUGAUUCUGUAGUAAUGUAGAAAUUGUAAUUGUAAUUUUAUUUAGUCUUUUUUUUUAUUACAGCCUGUUUGCUGUGUUGUUUUUCUGUUUCAGCAGUGGUUUUAUCUGGUAAUCAACAAAAAGUAGUUUUCUUUAAAAAGCAUGUACUUUCGUACAGUGUACUGAACUCAAUUUAUAAGUAAAAUAGAAUGCAGUAAGAUCGUUUCUGCUCAAAUAAAGGCAUGUACAGUUAUCAACUAAACGCUUGUUUUCUUCAUGCGUGUUUUGAUUGGACGACUGAUGGUUGUCUCCGCCCACAGUAUGCCGUUUCCAUGGCAAUUCAACAUGGCCGCACACGGAAGACAACCUGUCUUGUCCUCCACCCCACUGCAGAUCCUGUUUCACUUGAACGGCUGGUAUUUUGCAGCGUUCUUCAUCGC